AUGCGGAACAGGGCUCAAUGCAGGCGUACACUGUCGUUCAACGUUCGCCGUGCUGUGCAUACCCUUGGACUUGUCCAGGAGCGGAUGAUGCGUCUGGGGGUGCUGCCUAAGCGGCACGUGCGUGGCAAGAGGGGUGCCACCGUGAUAAUCUCUAACAAGGCAAUGGAGACGGGGCGGCACCACUACGGCUGCAAGGACUUCCCCGGUGUGGCGCUAGAGGAGUUGAAAGAGGGACGUGUGGCAUUACGCUUUUCACUCGACUUUGCGAGGGGCGAGCUGAUGGGCCUGUGGUCUUCUUUCACGGGUGGUCGCUACACACUGACGCCGUCAGUUUUUGAAUAUAUGGAGUACUACCGUGCGAAUAUUGGAUGA
This is a messenger RNA of Trypanosoma rangeli, 372 nucleotides long. Its product is annotated as Gp63-1 surface protease-like protein. Bases 1 to 372 code for a protein of 123 amino acids. The record is from RefSeq and is a predicted model, not a curated record. The transcript has a single exon. NCBI's taxonomy places the organism in Eukaryota, Euglenozoa, Kinetoplastea, Trypanosomatida, Trypanosomatidae.